AUGGGAUUGACAAGUAAUACGGGGCUAUUGGCUAGUGUAAGCCAAAAACAAGACAUACCUAAACAUAAGAAUAAUCUUGAACUAAGAUGCGAGGUGACUUCGGCUCCAUUCAUGCUGCGACCCUACGCCGCUCUGUACAAUCCUUUCUCUCAUGCCUGCUCCGUACUAUGCAACCACCCGGCUGAUACUGAUGCUAAGGAAUUUGUCAAACGUGCCAAAGAUGCGUGGGUUCUGGAGGGAAAGGCGCAUUAUUUUCAAGAAGAUUUAUCCAAGUUUCAAAAUGGUGAUAAUGAAAAAAACAGAACACCCCACGACAUUGUCACAGAAGAUAUGUUCCGAAGGUAUGCAGAAACGGAUUCCCGUCCCUUGACACCAGCACCGACACUGGCCAGUGGCAAGUCUCGCGGCUCUCGGCGAUGUCUGACACCCGAUCAGCCAAAUCAGAGGACUACUAUAGUGUUAGACUUAAGACGAAGCCACAGUCAGGAAACCCUGUACUACCAUGGUUACACUACAUCCGAUAUGACGGGACAUACUCCUAGUGCGAAUGAGAGGUCUCUUCCCUCACUAAAUCUAUCUACCAGCGCCCACACGAGACUUGUUAACGGGCAAUGUGAACAGUUACCACCUCUUGCUUCGCCACUGGUACUGUCCAAACGGACGCUUAAAGAACCAGUCAGUGUUAGAACGGUUAAGAAGAGUCAACUAAAAGCAUUAAAUCUCGGUAAAACAAUAAAAAGUAAAAAAGUUGAGGCUCCAGCGUCUCAGAGAUCUAAAGACGACAAAGAUGGCGAAGGAAGCGAACAAAUGGCACUCCCGGAUGAUGGUGGUAGUGGUGAAGUGAGACGGCGUGGUAAAAGAAGACGUAAAGGUCGUGCCACGGGCAGCGAUAGACUUACUUCGGCAGGAUUGGCUGCACAGGCACAGCAAGAUCCAGAAACACAGGUUGCCGGAAUAGGAACUGACUCCAACAAUCCAAGUUCACGAGGGUCCAUAGCUGCUGUAAAUGACGAAGAUGUUAUUUUACCAGUUAUCAAAACUGGCCCUGAUAGGAAAACAGAUUCGUUUUUGGACGACGACAUCUUGAAGUAUUUGCACAGAGAAGUUGAUGAAGAAGCUAUUGAAACGGAGUUUGACACGAAGCGUCGGUAUGUCCUCCGUGAAGCUCUUCGCACCCGUCCUGAACGCGUAUUAACCCAGGAAAUGUCUCAACUAGUUCGCGAACUACGCGUGCCUCCGCUCAGUCUGGGCGACUGGCUCCAUAUACCGAGAGUGUUCUCAAGACAGAACGCGCAAUUUGGACUUCCAAUCGAUUCUAAUGUCCUCGAAACUUUAACGCCUAUGAAUUACGCUGCUAGGUUCGUAACAAUAAAGAAAUCGAAGCAAUUGCUCUACCUCACGGUCAUAAGGAAAUUCAGACCAAAGGGAUAUAGGAUGCCCGUAAAGCAUAUAGAAGAAGGUUUAAUAUUGAUGAUGGGUGGAAUAAUGUCGGCUGAACAAGCGAAACAGUUCCAAGAGAUUAUGGAGUGGGAGUUAUAUGAAGAAGAUGAAAACAUACCUGACGAAGUGAAGCUUACACUAAUUGACAAUGGUUAUGGACAAUAUUCUCCAGAAGGUGGCGACACACAGACGGAAAAAGACACUAUAAAGUACCGAACGUGGUGCGGUCUUUGCGCCAUCUGCGAAAGAAUGUACGGACGCUUCCAGGCCAGAGACAAAGAUCCACCCGAUGGGAUGGAGCUAAGCGACUUCACUAUGAUAGACACAAAACUUGCCUCGUUGAAAGUUCACAAAGGGCUCGUAGAAAUUCUCAACACUAUCAGAACGCGAUAG
Molecule: messenger RNA, 1833 nt
Organism: Danaus chrysippus (African queen)
Lineage: Eukaryota; Metazoa; Arthropoda; Insecta; Lepidoptera; Nymphalidae
Source: the annotation of a GenBank genome assembly